AUGGCUCACAAAGAACAGCUUCUGCCAAAUGCACCGCAAAAUGCCUGGUUCACAUUACAAGUUGAACACAUCGAGGAAAAAAAACCAUCCAAACGUCAAGAAUGCGACGUUCUCAUAAAUAUCUACCCUCGCGACCCAGUCUACAAGGCUGCCGUAGAACUCACCAGAACCAUUCACGGGGUGUUCGAUAAACUCGAUGAACCCAUGGGAACAUAUGGGUACAGAAUUAGAGCUCUUUUCAUCGUGUAUGGCGAGUCGGAGGAGCUUUUCGUCACCGAAAACCAGAUCGUCACCCAUCUUCGGGAGCUCGACUAUGCGACUCUUCGUGGUCCCACCAAGCCCAACUUGCUGAGGGAGGUUGGCACUGUUGGAUGGAUACGUUUGACACACUUGACUAUACACUUCGCUGGUUUAACGCAGACUUCCCCAUCGUGUCCCAUCCCGUCCGAAUCUACAGAAUCUAUACCAUAUAGAUACUAUCAAAUGGCGUCUUCAGAAACGUCAGGAAAGACCACGGCGGAGAACGCCUGGUUUAUUCUGCACUUUGAAACAACCGAUCAAGCCGUUCGCCAACAGUGCAACGUCCUCGUCAACACUUUCCCCUCCCUUCCUAUCAAAGAAGCUCUAGUCCCAUUCACAACGACAAUCCACGAAGCCUUCAACAAACUGGGUGACCUGUACUCAGGCGGUGGCUGGACUAUCAGGACCUUGUACAUCAUAGGUCGGGAUGGCAAGCAACUCGCCACCAACCCGACGCAGAUUAUGGAUUUUCUUCGGGACCUCCCUUCCACGGCCCUUGAGACUACGAAACCCGAUUUGCUUGGGUUGGGGACCAACAGGGUCAGGGUGGAGUUUGGUGACAUCGAUAUUACGCCGUGGCGUGGCCUGGGCAGAUUAGGCAGAGGGUAG
Molecule: messenger RNA, 909 nt
Organism: Laccaria bicolor S238N-H82
Lineage: Eukaryota; Fungi; Basidiomycota; Agaricomycetes; Agaricales; Hydnangiaceae
Exons: 4
Coding region: 1-909 (302 amino acids)
Source: RefSeq, a predicted model, not a curated record